Molecule: messenger RNA, 7920 nt
Organism: Oryzias melastigma (Indian medaka)
Lineage: Eukaryota; Metazoa; Chordata; Actinopteri; Beloniformes; Adrianichthyidae
Exons: 10
Coding region: 677-7240 (2187 amino acids)
Molecular function (GO): protein binding
Source: RefSeq, a predicted model, not a curated record
UAAUUCAUUUUUUGUUUAGGUCUUCCCCACAUUUAGCCCACUAACAUUCGUUUUUUUAAUAACUUAUUCUUAAAUACAACACUCGCAGGAAAUAGAGAUACAUUUUAACUAUUUGCUCCACAAUUAACAUUAUUUUGGUGACACGGAACCAGCUUGUUACGUCAGAGAGCACGCAGGGUGGAAGUAGAGCAUCUUUGGAAGAGUGGACGCUUCAGUAGUCUUCACAUUACACUGACUUAUUGGCUAUUCUCUUCAGAAAACUGCCUGCACCCUGAAAAUGAGCGACACGUGGUGCAGUUUUGUUUAUCGGGUUACUGUAGACCUUUUCGAGUGUUGUGAAGAAGCUGUCAACUUGAGGACAUAGUUAGCGGGAUAGCUAUCAAGUGAUGAACUGUUGUUUUCUCAGUCAGAGACUUCGGCUAACGCUUCAUUAGCCCACUUGUUGUCACCGACAACGGUCCUUGCGAUGGCGAGAUGAUCACGCCGGGUGACUUUCUGUCCGCUUGACUAGAAAUUCCGAAAAUAUGGACAACGAACGUAGCAAUUGCAGGCCUCAACUUGGAGACAAUAGUCAGCUAACGGAGCUAGCAAGCUGUCUUGGCAGCUAAGCUUGCUAAAAGCUGCCUUGCUCGGUGCGUAUGAGGAGCGACACUGAAAACGCCGAGGUGCCUGUACCAUGUAUCAGGAUGUGACGGAUCAAAUCACAGCAUCUUGUAUCCAGCUUCACAGCAAGGACUUAGCUUUGGUAAACCAACGCUCAGGAUCUUGGGAAAUUCCCUCUGGGAUAAUGUCUUCACAAUCCAAGUGGUUGGACCGCAGCUCUGGAGACACCACCCAAGUCAAACCUGAAGAUGGUCUUCAUAACGGUUCCUGUGAAACUGAAGCUGCGCUCGGAGGGGUUGCGGAUCACCUUUCUGCGUGCCACAAUGGAAUAUCCGAGUUUUCCAACAGUGACAUUUUACUGCCCGAGGUCUGCAUCUCUUCCAACGGCAAUAGUUUUGAGGAGGAUAUGAAUUAUGAGGUCCAGCAAGCCUAUAAGAUAUUCAGCUGCUUACUUCUUGACAAGUACAAAGGACUCACCAGCCCAUUCUUCCAUCCCACCGACGAUGAAGAGACUCGAGAGGGAAUUGAAGGAGUCCAGGGCCGGGUUCAGUCACAACUUGGACAGUCCAUGUGCUUGCAGAGGAUAAAGGAGAAAUUUAUCAACAAGGAGUAUGAGACCAUCACAGAGUUUGUUGGAGACUUCAGGCAAAUAUUAGAGAACUGCUACCGCUGCCAUGGAGUGGAUCACUGGAUCUCCAAACAAGGUCAAAAGUUAGAAAUCAUGCUGGAGCAGAAGCUUACACUGCUGUCCAGACCACUGCGAGAGAAGACCACUCUUACUGUGACUUCAAAGGGGCGUUUUGGCAACGACGAGGAACGGGGCUCUGGGAGUUCCUCCACAAGAAGGAGACUGGCUCCUCGCAGCCUGACUACAAUUACUGUCGGAGGCCACGAGUCUGUCAUGGUACAGACACUACGCCUGGAAGAGCAGCAGAGGGCUAAAGAGGAGAAAAGACAACGGGAGCUUGAGAAAAAAGAGGCAGGAGAAAUGUCAGCUAAGGAGGUGGAAGAGUGGGAGCAGAGCUUGCUGUCGCAGGCUAUCCCCCAAUCGGUGGAUACACUUUGGGAACUCCCUGCUAUCGGGCAUUUUCUCUGCCUCGCUCAGACCGCCCUCAACCUUCCUGAGAUAGUUUUUUUUGAGCUGGAGCGUUGUUUGCUAAUGCCAAGAUGCAGCCUCCUUCUCUCCAAAGUUAUGUCUUCCUUGCUGUCCCCACCUCAUCGAAGGGCCACUCUUCACCGCCGGCCCGCUCUGCCGUACCGCCGCUGGGAGUCAGAGUUAAGACAGCGCGUUUUGGGCUGGUAUAGAACUGUUGGAUCCUCACGCAAUCAGCCACAUCGAGCCGAGCAGCUUGGACUUUGCCAUCAGUUUUUUUGCGUCCUAGGGGAGGAAAGUCCUUUGGAGGAUAGACCCUUUCACUUGCUACCCUUCUACCAGCGAGUCUGGCUUCUGAAAGGACUCUGCGACCACGUGUAUGAGACGCAAAAGGAUGUACAGGACACUGUGUUGGCCCAACCUAUCCACGAAUGUCGGGAGUCUAUUUUGGGCUAUGACAGCAAAGAAAAUGCCUACAUACAUUUCCCACACUUCUGUGGGGCAGAUCUGAGAAUCUACUGCCAGCAGCCCAGCUCACCCCCAGCAUUUCCCUUUCCAUCUAAACUAGUGAAAAGGGUAGAGUUUGGACUAGGGCUAGAGAAUGAGGCAAAUAAAUACGGGGGAGCAUGUGAUGCAACAUUCAUGGAGUCUGAAGAUUAUGGGAAAAAGACAGUCGAGACUCAUGUAGGUUUCAAAACGGAGAAUGGAGACACAGAAGAAAGUGCAAUGAAAAUUCAUUUGUGGCCUGCAGCGAUGACAAAUGUGUCCGAAUCUGGGUCUUCUGGUGGUUUGGUCUGUGAAGACUCCAAAGUAGACUUAAAAACACAUACCAACUCCAUUCCCCUUAAAAGGAGUUGUCAUUUUGGAGCAAUCGAUUCGAAAACAGGUUUAAAUAAGGACAUUUUAGAUGAUAAAAAACAGUCCAAAUGGGAGCAGAGACCCUCGAUGGAUCAUAACAUUAAAGAAGAAACACAAGCAUCUCACAUGAAUGUGGGGGAGCACAGCUACACAGGCAGGUCACCUGCAUGUUCUGAAAAUCUGGGCUCCCCACCUAAGUUUUUGGAACUAAGAAUAGAAGAUACAUGCCCCAUUCAUGGAACCGAAUCACUCCCCAGUUCAGAUUGUUGGAAAAAGAAAACAGGAAGUGUCACAUUUGCGGAGCAUGCUUGUGUCUGUGAAAAAUCAGACCUGGCAACAAAACUGUCCCCCAGAAAUGCGCAAAAAUCAAGGGAAGACUUGCUGAAUGACAAAAUGUGGACUAAAAAAAGGAAACACAAGAAAGAACCCGCAGAGGAACCGCUUCUGAAGAAAGAGCACAAACAACUUCAGCAUGAAGAUGCGCCGUUCCAGACCAAGGCUUCCAAGUCUGUGGUCUCUGCAACAACCAAAAGAAAAGAUAAGAAAAAGAGUAAAACAGUUACAGGAAAAGAAACUGAAUGUGAGAAGAAAAUUAAAGCUGAAUCACUGCCUGAGUCAUCAUUUAAGUUGGUAUGUAGCAGUCUUGGAGAUCUGCGAGAGCUCAUCAGUAGGAUAGAAGAUGAGCUUGAUGACUUGGAAAGCACAAAGAAAAGAUUGGGUCGGUGGUUCAACAGGAGAGAAGCUGUGAAGGAUCUCCACAGCACUCUAAUUAGACUUUUGAAUGAGUUGACUCCCUGGGAGCCCAAGCUUGUGAAGGCUUACCACAGAAACAGGCUACGUCUGAAGAAAGAAUUUGAUGACUUUAAAAGGAAUCCAGAAUACAACAAUUUUAUUCGAGAGGAGUGUGUUUCAUCAUCGUCGUCAGACGACGACUACGACGAUGAAGAAAUGUCUACGGAGAGGAAUCUGUGCGAAAGAUUAAAGGAGGAAGAAAUGGAACAUGUACCACGAGGCCUUUGGAGUGGAGCAAACACCAGAGAGUUUGAUGCUGAAAAAACGGCUACCCACAUGCCUCUGAAUCACCUCAAACCCCAUCUGAGCUGCUCAGAGAUGCCUAACGUUACUUCUAAAGACUCGAUAUCUCCGCUCACUUCAGCAAACCAGUGGGCAACUACAUCUCCCAUCCUCCACCCCACCAGCGGACUUCCUAAGGGUUACACUCCCAUCCCCACCCUGCUGGCCAAGAGUGUUGGGAACAAAGUAACCCUGAUGAAAAGACCACCUGAUGUCCAAAACAUUUCCUUGUCAGAUGGACAAAGCAAAAGACCUUUGGUUUCUCUCUCUCCUGCCGUGUCAGUCAUGUCCCACAUUUCAAAUGCACAAAGUUGCUCAACAAGUUCUCAGCAGAACCUGCAACAAAUAAAGACCCAAAGUCCACAAAAUGUACAAAUUCUUGGACAGGCAGGAAUCACAAAAACAUUGGAGGCCAAACCAUCCCAAGCCGAACCAAAAACUCCUGUCCAAGUGAUGAAGAUGGGUGAAGGAACAGAUCACGCUGUAAGGAAGGACAAAAGGAUCUCAAUGAACACGUUAAUUAGCUCUGAUGUGGACCAGAACCCUACAGAAAAGCAGAUCCAGCAGUUGGUGAUCUUGCCAUCAAACCUUCUCGUUAAAAAACCUGAAGCAAAGGUGUCCUCCUCAAAGGGUAUUCACCUUGGAGGUUCAAAAGUGACCAGCCCCAUCUUUAUAUCCACUGAUGUGUCUGGGUUCACCAUUCCUGAGACAAAGAUCCCUGUCCAGCGGGUGCCCCCGCUAAAAGAUACUAAGACAAUGAAGACUCCUCCUGUUUUCUCUAAUUUAUCUCAAGGAGGUCUAAACAAGGGAGGAUCUAAGGGAAUUUUCAAUGUCCAAGCCAGCAUGGCUGGUGUCUCAGCCCCUUCUCCCAUCACUACUAUUUCCAGUGCAGUUUCUACUGAGAUGGCUAAGGCUACAGACCCUAAACAAGAGCUCAAGACUGUGUGUAUUCGCGACUCGCAAUCCAUUCUUGUUACAACUAGAGGAGGUAACACAGGGAUUGUCAAAGUCCAGACCUCCUCAGACCAAAAUGCACUUGGGUCUUUUCCCACAUGUCCAGUCAUAACUAUUUCUCCUCAGUUUAAAGCAUUUCUCAUAUCCAAAACGGCAUCAACUCUCUCUGACCCGUCCACUUUUCAGGCUUCCACCACCAGUGUCUCAACAGAAACAAGUGCACCAAUGACCCAAAAGUUGUUGUCAGAUGUUCCAUCCACUGCCACAAGUUCUGUCCAUAUGCGAGACCCAAGUAGCAUUCCUGUUAAGGACUUGGUAAAUCAGGCUAAAGGCACUGCUGUUGCUCCAAGUCAAGAUUCCGGUUCCUCUGCUGGUUCUGCAGUUGAAGCAAAAAUGUUACAGUCUGCUGCUGGUUCUUGUUUGGCAGUAUCAACGUCAAAAAACCCUGUUGCCUCAUCAACUAGUAGCUCUGGUAAUCCCCAAUCAAUCCUAAGAGAAACCACAAGGAGGACUGGUGUGAAACUAACCAGCACAGAGGAGCGAUCCUGUGCAAGCAAGCAUAUACUGGUCAAUUCCCCAUCUUCAUCAAAGCCGACUGUAGUGUCUCCAAAGAGCCCACCCUCCUGCACAAAACCAGUUCCCAGUACAAGGGUCACUUUCGUCCCCCAGCCCUCAUCCACCAACUUAACAGGAAACGUUCCAAAGCUGGUGAUAGGAGUCAGCAGCAGUGGGUGGACGUCGACAACUUCGUUUUUAAGUCAGGCUCCAAAGAUGGGAUCAAGUCCAACUCUGCCUGUUGCCAGCAUCAGCUCAGAGGCAUCGUUCAACACUAAGAACAUUGCUCUGUCCUCAGGGGUUCAAAACCAGCUGACAGGAAAGACGACUUCUAUUGGACAAAAUAUUGGUGCCCCGUCACAUUUUUCUUCUAAUUCAGCAUCAGGGACAGGUUCCUAUACUUCCACCACCACUACUGGACUGGUCUCAGUGACGAGUGUGGUUUCAGCCACAGGCUCUUCUAUCCAGCUUGGCACUUGUAGCUUUUUAACCACUAGCUCUCCAUCCCAGAGUAUCUCAUCCAUAUCAGUGAUUUCCUCAAAAAAGAUCUCCACGUCUAAUGCAACUGCCCUACCUGCGGGCAACAUGAGUGGGAACAACCUCGGCACACCUGCAAGUAUACUGUCUACCAGUUCUGUUCAUACAACCACUCCCUUUGGAAGUAGCACAGGCCCAACACCCCAGUUUGUUACUAACAGUAAUCCCUUGAGUAUGAAAGCAUCUUCACAAUUUCUUCAGACUAAAACCCAAACCCCGCUUCCCAUUGCAUCAACAACUUGCACUCAGUCUUCCACCUCUGAUCCUGGCACGAUCCAGCAGAGGAUAAUCCUCAACACCUCUACCCCACUUACUGCUGGCACACAGAUUGUCCUAAACAAUGCACGCUUUGUCGUCCCGUCCCAGGGUUUGGGUCCAGGCAGUCAUGUUUUUAUCAUAACUAGCCCUGCUCCGCAAGUGCCUGUUGUUGGUUCUACUGGCACUGGACCAUCAGCCGUUUCCAAAGUGGUAAGCUCCCUGGCAUCAGUUUUACCUCAAACUGCAGCAAAGUUGCCAGAAACAAACUCCUUACUAACCACUGACUCAAAGUGGCAAGAUGGCACUCCUCAAAUCUCAUCGUUUAAACUUGGAGGAACACACAGUCUGGGAUCAACACUGAUACCCAGUACUACAAAUGUAGUCUCCGCCCUUCCUCGCAUACCUCCUGCUCAUCCCAGUAAUGCUACAGUACCCUCUGUUGUUCCAACACCUCAAGCGUCUUCUCCAGCAAGACUGAGCAAACCAACCUUUGUUUCCCCAAUUUUGAGUAGUUCCAUCUGUUCAACCUCCAAAUCUUCAGCAGUAGCCGCUCCUUUAUCCAAACUGUCCGGAACUCUAUCGCCAUUGCCUAUAUUAUCCAGUCUACCGGUGGGUGCCCUACUGAAGCCUAUUUUAACAGUUCCUGCCCAUCUUUCUUCGCCAGAUGUAACAAACUCACCAGCUGUUCGUUGUUCUCUGCCUGCUCAGCAGAUGGCAACCCUUAGCCAGACUUUACAACCUCAACAAAUGGCAGUUAAAAUCACUACACCAUCUGCUGUUCACCUACAAGGUUCAGUAGACAUUGGCCUUGGAAGCACAUCAGUUAAAAAACUGAUGCCAGUAGCGCUGCCAAUGAUUGGUGGAACACAGACACAAGUUGUACCAACAGUGACUGUCCCUCCUAUUGUGUCUAGGAUGCAGACUUUGCCCGUUGCUACUGUUCCACCAAUUGGAAGCACUGCCCGCACCUUUGAAAAUGUACAUGUGGUGCCUGCAUCUCCACCAAGCACCUCUACAAUGAUCUCAUCAGCUCAACCAAUCACAUCACUGCUGACAAAAAAACAACCGCUUGUCACGGGGACCAACCAGGCACUCGGAAAACACUUUGUAGGCGCCUCAGCCUUGGAUAUCCUUACCGGAGGAGCAUCGAAGCUCCUCAUUAGUCCUGAUGGUGCUGUUUUGGGCACUGUUCAGUGCCAGGUCAGUCCAGCAGAGCUGGAUGCACCAGUGAUUUCUUCCAACAGUCCCACUGGCGCUCGGAAGACACGUGAAGCCACUUUACAGUCUCAGCAAGCAGACACAAAGUGAUCCACCCUAACGAGACGGAGCCAUCCAAACGAGAGCCGGGAAAUAGUUUUCAGCUACUUGUUCUUUUGCAGGGUUCACAUCCUGUAUGAUGCCUAUAAAAAUAGCAGCCUUCAGUUAUAGUUUGAUUCAUUCUGCAUUUAAAAUGCACUUGCUUUCAUAUUCUAAUUAAAAUAUUGUUUUGCUAGAAUGUUUUGCUUUGUCAGACUUUCCUGAGGCUACAUUGUAAUAUGAUGGAUCUUUUGCCUUGGCUUGAAUGUUUUUGGCAUUCAGAAAUGUACUUCGCGGCCAGUAAUUGCAAGAUGGAGAAAAAAAAGGUGAAAUACAUUUCAAGUUGUUUUGAAUUUGAUCUUUUUAUUGUAAUUAGAUACUGCUUGAAGAUGUAUUACCUGGUUUACUAGUCAUUUUUACAAGUCUGCUUUAAUGUCAUUUUGAAAAACUCAACGUUCUGUGUUCUUUUUUUCUAAAUACUUGUUUAAAUACUACAUUUAAGGUUCUUUUAGAAAUGUGGAUGAAUAGAUGCAUUUUUACUACAUUUAGGUUCAUAAAAAGUUUUGGAGUCACAUUUAUUUAUUUUUACCAUAUAGCUUUUUUAAAAAAACAAUAAUAAUAAUAGGUACAUUUUCAUUGAGCAACCUUGGACAUCUCUGCAUGAAAAUAAAGACUGCAACUGUUCCAAACAA